AACGGAAGGAAGACUGACUGGUAAGAAAAUAAAGAAAGGGAACGGGUUAAGUUAAUUGAAUUCUCCUUUCUAUGCAUAAGUAUCAUCGGAUGGCAAUCCCUUAUAUUGACCUGACCGGUGGGGAGCGGAGAAAGGAUACAGGAGACAAAACGAUUUAACCGCCGGUCUACUCGAGUACCUACGCACCACGCGGGAUAGCAAAUUGCAAGUGAACGCGGUCAGUUUAUAUUACAAUAGCGAACCCGCAGUAGUAAACAAAUGGUGGCUGCAGGAGCGGAGGCGGGCGGCAAAACAGACCUUAGUCUAUAUAUCGGCUCGGCCCGUGGCUUGCGCUGGGGCCGGGACGAUGGAGGUCGUAGGUUGCGUUGUCGCUCUGCUCUGUACUGUUGUAUUGCCGUGUGUGUGUGUAUUUGUGUGGGCGUGCCUUUAUGGGCGUGGCGCAAAAGCCACACUGUCUGCCUUGUUGCCUCGUUGCCUUGCUGCAGCUGCCCUUGCGCCUUUUUACGAAUCCCUUUCCAUUGCUUUCCCUCCAGUAAUGUACUGUACAAGGUACAAGAAAACGUAGAAGGACAUUGCUUGUUGCAUAAGGUGUACAAUACAUCCAGGUCCAGAUGGGAACAAGCCAGGUAUCAAAAGACAAAAAACGAUGUGAGGGCCACGGAAAAAGUUGACCCAAAUAAGUUCGAGUACAAGGGGAAUCCCAUUUCAGACGCCAAAAAAAUCAACCACAACGAGAUAGGAUACGCCCCAACACCAUGA
Molecule: messenger RNA, 759 nt
Organism: Xylona heveae TC161
Lineage: Eukaryota; Fungi; Ascomycota; Xylonomycetes; Xylonales; Xylonaceae
Exons: 5
Coding region: 259-759 (166 amino acids)
Source: RefSeq, a predicted model, not a curated record